UUGGAGCAUUCAAUUCAAUCGUGAUGUUAUAGAUACUAUAACUUUAGGGAAUAGACAUUUUCUUAUCGUGUUCAAUCGUUCUAGACGUUGCGCAAACUUUGCGAACGAUAACCCCGUUUUUUAUUCGUCACACUAUCUAGAUAAUUGAUGGUUUCGUAUUUAUUCACAGUGCACACAUACCAAAGAGAUGCAACUGUACCUUUAACAAUAAGAUUGAUGAGAGUUUGACGAGCAGACUAAUGUUCGCAGGUUCAACACGGAAUAGACAGGAAUAGAGUUUGAGCGUGAUUCCCGUAGGCACACCGAGGAAUCUUUUAAAUCGAAAGUUGCAAGCCUUUAAAUUUGACGUCAUUGCCUUGGUCUGACAACGGGAAUAAAAUGCGAGCAGUUUAGCGUAUAACGUGAUGACCUACAGCUUUGAAUAAAAUAGACUUGUCUUAUAACGCUUGGAUGAAUUAUUCAUAACGUUACGUUCCCGUGCAGCAAUUAGAUUUAAUUUCGAUCGGUGUCUGAUUUUGGGGGACCGCUGAAAAGAAAUUCAAUGUUAACGGUUCAUCGGAGAUUACACCGAGGACUGAACGAGUUAAAAUUAAGAUUGAAGGCUCGGUCAAAAUUUCAAAGUCAUUUCAUACGUUAUGUGCUGAGUUAAGAUGGGAAAUUUCUUUGAACAAAUUUUCCCAUGGCCAGUAGACUCCUGGGGCAUUGACUAAGACUUUCAUAGUUUGUCUUCGUCCGUUUCUUUUCGGAUGAAGAGGUGCAACUUACAUCCCUUGGGGUUUUUUGGGGCUCCUGUCUCCAUUCAUUGAAGUUUCUUUACAGACAAAUGAACGUUUGCGACCAAACAAAAUUUUCACAUUCAGCAGGUGGUUCAACAAUCGGAACGUAUAUAGUAAUGAACCUUAUUGCACAAAUAUGUUCCGAAUAGAUCAAAAACACGAUUGACGAAAACUACUUUCUUUGUUGAUGUAUCCUUGUUAAUACUUAACAUGAUUGACACGUAGGUAUGUUAGUAAAACAAAUAUAACAAAUCAUAAUGCUGCUUAAACAGGUUCUUUUAAAAAUGCUAGUACGUUUCUUCCUGAAGAAUAAUUGUUCCUCUAACCAAAAUGUACCGUUGAAAAGCUCUUUCGCUUUUUGGCUUUUUUGCCUUUUCAAGUAAAAAGAAAAGUUUGAGAACAAUAACCUCCCGCAUUUCGGUGGAGCAGAAAACUAUAUAUCAAUUGGCCACUUGCGACUUGCGAUCGAGUAAUUCUAGAGUAUGAAGGUAUUAGGUAUACUAUGAUUUUAAGAGCACGAUAUACCAUCCUGGGAAAUAUAUCCCGUGAUGUACAAUGUUCUUUUCGUUUCACCAGAGCGCACUCGCCUUUGAAAGUACUAAUGACAGCUAUUUCAAAAAUUCGAUUUUAGCUAUACAUUGCCUAGUCCUUGUUAUUUACACUAGCCUGUAUUAAACGCUUCGGUUAACUUCUCUGGCAAUGAUUACAGAUUCCUCACAAUCUCUUUUUUGGUAAUACGGUGUUGGCAUGUGAAAUGAUAUUUCAGACAAAUUUAGUAUUUACUUGACCAAAACAUUUGACUUGUCGUAAGUUCAUUGUGCUGACGAUAAACAUUUGUCUCUAACAUUUAAUGUGAUAAUCCCUAAUCUACUCGACAGGAAUAUUUCAAUUUACGGAAUUGUUGUGGGGACUACAGCACAAUAAACUUAAAUAAGUCUUGACUGUAUAAAUAAAAUUGCGCAAAAUUAAAAGUUCUACAAAGUAUACGUAGAAUACGUCAUUCCCGAAAGACCGCGGAAGCCGGACGCACGGUUUAAAACUUGUUCAAGCCUAAAAUGCAUUUAUAGAGAUAUUACAUAGAGACAAUAUUUAACGAUGCGUUCCAAAAGUGAGGCUUGGCGAAUUCAACGGAUUGUGUCGCUUCAUUCAUGGCUACUUAAGUUAUAUGUUUCUCCCGCGUGAACUUGCUAUCGCGUCCCUGCGGUUGCGAACACGGAAUCAUCCGCUCUCGAUUUGAAUUGGAGGUCUGACAUGAGCUCUCAUUUUAAUUUAUAAUUCCACGAAAGAAGAUUUUCUACGGUCGCAAACUACGGAUACCGUUAGAUUGUUACAUUGUACUUUGAAGAAAAACAAUUGAACUCCGGCCUUUGCCUGCUGGGCCAGACGGUUUAGGGAUGGACGAAGGCGGAGCUCCUACAAACACUGUCCAGUCUUAACUUCUAACCUGUACACCUAGCUGUGUGAAAGUGAAGAGUAAAAUAGAAAAGGGGAGUUCAAAAAUGGAUGGGGAAAAAAGUGAAUGUAGCCGUAAACAUUUUAUGGUAAUGAAUCUUUCACAGACUCACAAUGUCAGUCAGUUUCUUGCCAUCCGGCGGCAAACGCAGUGUGUCUGUUUUCAUUCCUGUUUCGACUGAAUCAAAGCCAAUAUUAUAAACACGUCGAGAAUAAGAAUGAAGUUUGUUGCUGCUUACACUGCGUCCAGUCUAUUAGUGAUUCUCAUCGCUGCUGGUCAAACAGCCGACCACUUGCCGGAGAAGGGACACGAAUCAUCAGCGACUGACCGAAAUUUGGCAGCGUCUAAUACUCACAGUGAUUAUUCGGGCAACGGUGCUGUCGAAGAAGUAGAAGAGCAACUCGAAUCUGAACUCGAUUUGAAAAGAAUGCUACUCUACGUCACACCGUUAAUGGGUAUCUUCCAGAGGAAAAAGUCGGGACGACAGCUGAGUAAGCGAUCGGCCAAAGAGCUGUUUUAUCAAGGCCGGAAGCGGGGUGCAGGCCGGCGCCCUCCUCCGAUGAUGUACAAUAAAUAUUCGGAAGAGAUGCAGCAGCCGGAUCGGAGCGGGAGUUACGGGGGCUACUCUUCUUCGUCGAGUUACGGCGGAGGCAGCAGUUACGGCGGCGGCAGCAGUUACGGCUGUUGCGAGAAAAAAGACGAUCUGCUGCCGAUAUUAGCUCUCUUAGCACUCUCUCUACUUCUUCUGUAUUUGAUUGCGAUUGCGACGACGACGGUCGCCGGUCGGCGUCGACGUCGUCUGGCGACAGACCCCAAUAACAAAAAUCUACUUGAAGAAGAUAUUCAGUCCGAUAUAGAACUGAUGGACGCUCCAACCUGGAUUUCGAUGGUAGAUGAACUAUGGAACUCUGGCGAGGAUGAAUCUAGCGACGCUUGCACUCUCAAGGCCCUUUGCCGCAUGAAUCGACUGGCCCUGGACUCGCCGGGCACGACGGGCUUAGCCGUUUCGCUGUCCAGCGUGCCACUCAGCUACCUGCUCCAUCAUAGACACCAGAAAGGCUUCCUGAGUUACCUGGACGCUUCUUUGAUGGGUCGCUAUGGAGAGAAUUGUACUACCAUCUUCACUAGCUGCCCGCGUCUCAAUUAAUAGGAGUUCAAUUAUUUUAUUUAUCUCUGAUGUUAUACUACCUUUUGCAUAACUAAAAUGCUCUACAAAUGUCCAAUAAUGUUUUGUCGUAAUUGUGUUGAUGGCACAAUGCAGACCUGAUUAGAAAACACACAAAAUCCUAGAAGCGCUAAGUUACUAUGAAUAGCAAAUUGAUAUUACUCUGUCGUUUUCAAAUAUUUAAAGUUGCGGGUUUUGUUGGCGUGGGACUGAAAUGUGUGUGUUCUUGUGUAGGAAGUAUCACGGAUGUGUGGAUUUAUAAAAGAGAAAUACAUACUGAUGCGUUGGGUCAAAAUACGUUGAAAUGUUUUCCUUGCAGUAUAAUAAGCCUAUAAGCUAUCAAAAACGAGGAGGUGCCGGUGUGGUGGCAGGUCCCACUUGGUCAAAGAAUUGCACUUUGCUUCAAGUGUUUAAUGUUCAAUAUUUUCGAAUGUGAUCGCUUACCCACAGAAAAUGUUAUGAGGGGGAAAUAAAAACAAGCCUGAUCUGGAGUCGUUUGACAAAUGAGAUUUUUAGUGAAUCAUUAGACUGAGAAAACAAAAACGGAGAGAGAAAACAGUUGCAGUCAACCGCCUAGCUUGGGAAUAAACGUAUUCCGUAACGAUUUAUAAUCAA
This is a messenger RNA of Daphnia pulicaria, 4009 nucleotides long. RefSeq lists its product as uncharacterized. The transcript has 3 exons. The coding region runs from base 2447 to 3376 and encodes 309 amino acids. The record is from RefSeq and is a predicted model, not a curated record. Lineage: Eukaryota; Metazoa; Arthropoda; Branchiopoda; Diplostraca; Daphniidae.